Molecule: messenger RNA, 291 nt
Organism: Rangifer tarandus platyrhynchus (Svalbard reindeer)
Lineage: Eukaryota; Metazoa; Chordata; Mammalia; Artiodactyla; Cervidae
Source: the annotation of a GenBank genome assembly
AUGGCCAUACCCUUUGGAGUACUCUGCUCACAACUGUUCUUUAUCCUGAUAUAUUUGGAGUUACCUUCUGGCUCUCCACCCUGGUGGCCACCACAUGGAAAUAUUAAGGUGAAAUGUCCAUAUAAGAAAGUAGACUUCAGCUGGUUCCAGGGAACAGUGAAUCCCUGCCCUGGUUUAUACCAACCCAUCUGUGGCAACAAUUUGCUAACCUAUGACAACCCAUGCAUCUUGUGUGUUGAGAGUAUGAAAUCUUGGGAGAAAAUUAGAUUUCUACGUGAUGGACAAUGCUAG